GCGAGGUGGUGGCCGCGUCCUCCCGUCGCAGGCGCCGAGGCGAGGACCGCGGUGAGGCCCGCGAAAGGGCGAGCCUCAGGAGAGCCGCCGCCGGCUUCCACAGCCCUCAGGAGCUGAGCAUCUCCGAGCGGGGCCGCCGCCCCCCUGCCCGCACCGGGGUCGCGAGGUGCCCAGCGCCCGCGAUGGAGCCGGGAUGAGCCGCGCGCCCGCCUGAGAAAGAGGACCCAGGAUGGAGCGGAUGGCGGAGCUCAGCCAGGAGGCGGUGCUGCGCUUCCUCGCCGAGCACGGCGGCCGAGUCCGCAACGCCGAGCUGGUGGAGCACUUCAGAGGCGCCCUGGGCGGCGAGCCCGAGCAGCGGGCCCGCGCCCGCGAGCGCUUCAAGCAGCUGGUCAACGCCGUGGCCACGGUCCGCACCGACCCCGCGGACGGCGCCAAGUACGUGCACCUCAAGAAGAAGUUCAGCGCGGGACUCCCGCCGUCCGAGGCGGCCCCUGCCCCCGCCGCCGGCCCGGAGGGGCCUCCCACCCACGACGCAGCCGGCUGUGCCCGGCAGCCCCCGCCGCCGCCCCCCGUCGACGGCGUCGCAGUCCUUCCCGCGCCCCCUAGGGACCUGCCCCGCAUCACAGUGACCGCGGAGCCGGAGCCCUGCGACGGCGACCCGGGAACCCCCGAGGACCGUGCCCGGCCUGGGGAGAGCGACGCGGCGGAGGGCCGGGAGUCCGGCGACGGGGAACCUCCGGCCGCUUCGCCAGGGCCUCCGGGCUCAGCCGGGGACAACCGGCGUGUUCCGCCCAGACCCGGGCAGGUGCCUCCCUUGAGCGUCGGGGCCCGGAGGAAGAACUCGCGCCGCAAUGUGCAGCCCCUGCCCCGGGGACCGCCCCCGGGACCCAGCGAGGAGCUGCUGGAGCCCGCGCCCCUCGGCGGGGAGGAGGCGGAUGGCGGCAGCUCCCCCGGGGCAGCCACCACCCCGAGAUCUACCCGCAAGAACUUCCGGGAUCUUGUGAUGGGCAGCUCCCCGCAACUUAAGCGGAGCUUCUUUCCUGGGGGCGGGAGUCCCGGGAGUUCCUCCGGGGGAGGGCGCGGCAGAGGCGGAGGGGACUCGGACAGCGCUUCCCUGGCCUCGUCGUCGGCAGAGGAGGAGGGCAGCGGCGGGGGCUCGGUGACGCUGGACCCCCUGGAGCACGCCUGGAUGCUCUUGGCCUCGGACGGCAAGUGGGACAGCCUGGAAGGGUUGCUCUCCUGCGAGCCCGGCCUGCUGGCCAAACGGGACUUCAUCACCGGCUUCACUUGCCUGCACUGGGCCGCCAAGCACGGCAGGCAGGAGCUCCUGGCCAUGCUGGUCAACUUCGCCAAUAAGCACCAGCUGCCUGUGAACAUCAACGCCAGGACGAGCGGGGGUUACACCGCCCUGCAUUUGGCGGCUAUGCACGGGCACGUGGAGGUGGUGAAGUUGCUGGUGGGGGCCUACGACGCAGAUGUGGACAUUAGGGACUACAGUGGGAAAAAGGCCUCUCAGUACCUGAGUCAGAGCAUCGCCGAGGAGAUCAAGAACCUGGUGGGGGCCUUGGAUGAGGACGAUGGAGAGGCCGCUGCGGGCAGUGGGGGUGGUCGCUGGAGGCUUUCAAGGGUGCUCCCCUCGCAUCUCAUCACCCACAAACUCUCGCACGUCCUGGAGGACUGCGCGGAUCAUCACCACCACCAUCAUCACCAUCACCACUUGGCCGAAGGCUGGGCUGGAGGCAAAGCCAAGGAUCCAGGGCGCAAAGCCUCAGGCAGCUCCAGCGGGCGGAUGAAACCCAGACUCAACAAAAUCCGUUUCCGAACUCAGAUCAUCCACACCACACCCUCUUUCAAAGACCCGGAGCCACCACUAGACGAGGAGGCGGAGGAGGGGCGCUCUCUUAAAAGCCACUCAUCCUCCUCAUUCAAGUUGAGACCGAAGUCUAACGUAUUUGGGUAAAAACAGUCUCUUUCCAAAGUCCCUACGUUGGUUUGUCUUCAGGAAUAGAACACUAGGCGUGGGCAAGGAAGCGAAACCAGGAAAGACUAAGGCUAGAUUCCCUUUUCUGUACUUGAGUUGGAGUGGCUGGGGAGGAAGGAGAAACAGGUACUCGGAAAGAGUAACAGAAGUAACAGGUACUCGGAAAGAGUAACAGGAGUAACAGGUACUCAGAAAGCCAAAGGGCUUUCUGUAGCAGUGCAGAUUCCCUGCAGGCUAGCAUUCUGGCGGAAGUGGAUUUCUUUUUAAUUGAUUGAUCAAACCUUGGACUGUGCCUCUUUUCCCUGCUCCUUCCCUCAGCCCUGAAGUCCCUGUUUCUGAGAUCUACAAGUGUAUCUUCAGUUGGGGGGACAGAAUUGAUGAUUGAGUGUUCUUUCUUUAACCAUUACUGAAUGCCAUGCAAUGUAAGGAAUAUUGCAUUUUUAUGUAUCUUUUUAAAAACAUUUACCCUUCCAAAAGAAACAAGAAAUGCAGAUUAUAAUAAACUGGUAGUAUUUGUAUGUGUGUACAAAACUACAGGCUUCCCUGUGUUUUUACUAAUUGCAUUUGCUUUGUAAAGUACCACCAAAGGUCAGGUCAGAGUUGAAAUGCAAAAAUAUGAUUAGAGAAUAAUGGGUAUCCUGUUUGCAUCCGAUUUGUAUCAUAAGUAACUGUUCAACUAUUUUUUUAAGCAAUUUCAGUUUUUAUUGCUGAACUGAAAAAUGGGCAACAUCACUUUUGAGUUAAACUGUAGUGUGAUUUCUACUUUAACAACACUGCCCUCAGUAUUAAGGUACAUUAUUAAUUACACAAUUUUUUAUUAAAAGAAAAGAGCACUGUUCACAUCCUUCAGUACUUUUAAGUAAAAUGUGUCCUCUCAUUCUGAUUCUCAUUAACUUAUUUUGCUGUACUAAAAGUCUAAAUUUGCCAGGAGGUUUAUUCUGGGGUCAUAUACCAUUGUAUUCAGUAUGAUCCUUGGUGCUUAGAGUUGAAUUGCCAUAGAAACUAUUUCUGGUUUAGAUGAUUAGCAAAAAUUGGCAUAAAUGUUAGUGAGCCUCUGCUUCUGUGAAGUAGUUAUUAAAUCAAAUUAAUGAUUCUCACGGUACCCUUUUAUUUUACUAGUAAAAUACAUUCAUGGUCUCUUUGUAGCAAUGUUUUGCAAAUGUUUAAAAUGCUAAAUCCUUUUAAUUUCCAACAUUUCCUUGAAUCUAUUAGAGACCUAUGGUAAAGUUAUUGAAAAGCUGGGUGAUAAACCUACCCAGUUUAUUAAACCUACAGCACUUUAUAAAAGGAAAGAGAUGGGACUGUAUUUAAAUGCUGCUGGUUAUUGACUCCCUUUGUAUAUAAAUGAAAAAUAAUUGCCCCUUAAAAUUAAAGACUUGUUGAAGUGGUUCUUAAUUACGUUUCAUUUAAAUGUGUUAGUAUAAAUGGCUUUAUAAUUACUUUAAGUCACAAACAUAUUAAAUCUGUUUGUAACAAGGUUAGAAACAACUUUUGGGGGAGACUAAUUUGAGCAAGUCCUCCAUUAGCCAUUUUGGUCUCAUUAUUGCUGAAACAUAGGUACCUGCAGCCUGGAGGGACAGCCUGCAGAUUGAAUGAACCACUGUAUGAACUGCAUAGUGCUACACUAUUUUGAAUUCUUAGAUUUUUAAUUUCCCAAGUUGUUGAAAUUUGUGACAAGCUUGUUGCAUCUUUCUCUAGGUGACAAUUGAAUUUGUUUAAAAUCACAGAAAAUGUAUCUAGUAUACAUUUGUGUGCCUUUACUUUUAAGAUCAUGAAAAUAGAAUGUAUACAUUUGAGAAGUGCUUUUAUCCACACAUGUGGGUGAAAAACCAAUCUAACUUUGUCUAAAUUAAAAUGGGUUACUUAAAGGUGAAAAGUAGUCAUUUAUUCUGAAUCAGUCAUAUACAUGUUACAUUUAUCUAGUGCAGAGUAAGCUAUAACUUCCGAGUGAGGAAAUUUAAAAAUUGCAUUGACGUGUAAAGCUAAGGUGAACUGUAAAGAAUAGACACUUCAGAACCAUCUAAAUGUUCUAUUGAAGAGUCAGUAUUAAUGUCUUAAAUGUGUAUGUUAGCAACUAAUUGCACAAAAUCUGUGAUCUGCUAGAUCUUUAGAAACUUGCCUUUUACACUAAAGGCUUUAACUUUUCCAUUAAAAUUUAUAUUUAAGUUUUAAAAAGUAAUUCCUGAGGGGAAGUACUUCAACAUUCCUUGUCAUCCUGUGCUUGUAUGCAGUAACUGUAGCAUUUGCAGCUACCAAACUCUAUAUUCCCCUUAUUUUUCAAUUUCCAAAUCAAGAGAUUAUAAAAAGCAAAUGAUUUGUGUAAUUUGAAUAUUCAUAAAGUUGUGCCUACCAUUAAUGGAAAUACAGAUCAGAUACUUAAAUGUUUGUUGAUAUAAAACUGGUUAAAAAACCUCAAGUAUGUCCAUGUGUUUAUUAUAGGCACACUUGAAAUUAUUGAAUGUUUGGCAUAAUUCUUAUGGCAUAGAAAAUGCAGUUAGCUUACAUAACUUGAAAAUUUGAUACUAUUUUAUUGUCACACUUGAAAACUUGGGAGUCCAGAAUGUCUUGUCUCUUGUUUUUUAAAUAAGUGAAACUUUAGGAGUUUGAGAAUAUAAAAUUUGUAAAGUUAGUUUUGUCAAAAUAAAAAGUGCCCACUAGAAUUUUUCUCUGAA
This is a messenger RNA of Choloepus didactylus (southern two-toed sloth), 4653 nucleotides long. It is a transcript of the gene SOWAHC, whose product is annotated as sosondowah ankyrin repeat domain family member C. Bases 230 to 1960 code for a protein of 576 amino acids. The record is from RefSeq and is a predicted model, not a curated record. The transcript has a single exon. NCBI's taxonomy places the organism in Eukaryota, Metazoa, Chordata, Mammalia, Pilosa, Megalonychidae. Gene Ontology annotation, molecular function: protein binding.